ACAACUCCCGCCUCCCCCUUUUUCCCAUACUUAGACAGAUAAUUCCCUUCAAGCUGGCAUAGUAUCGCUCUACUUCCAGCCACGCAGCAUCUUAGAAGAAUUUGCUCGGAGGAUUCAAGAUGUCCACCCCGAUUUCAUUGCUGAUAACGUUGUCCAUGGUCCUGCUGUGUUUUGGGGAAGAGCCAGUAGAAGAAGUCAUCAAACCUAGGAAGGCCCAGUUGCUUGGAGGAUGGCAUGAGAGAAGUCUAAACUCGACAGAGGUGAAGAAGGCUGCACAGUAUGCCGUCAAGAUGUUCAACUCUAAUUCUAAAGGCAAGAGGCUUUUCAGACUGGACUCCAUCACCACAGCUGAGAGCCAGGUGACUAAUAUGAUCAACUACAAGAUCGACGUCGUCUUGGGAAAAACUAAGUGUCUCAAAGCAGAGAACCAUGACCUGGAGCACUGUGAGCUGGAAAAAAAGCGUGUGGGAUGUCAGUUUGUGGUGGCCUUUAAACCCCAGGAAAACAAGCACGUGCUGAAGGAACGGACCUGUAAGAAACUCAUCAAGCCCACAGCCUGAUCUCCAGUGUUCUUUUACCCAUCGCACCGCCAUGUGUCGUGUUUGAGCCUUCCCACUUUUGAUACUAUGUUUGAUGCAGUGCUCUUUUUUCCUCAAUAAACUCACUUUUUUCCAAAAA
Molecule: messenger RNA, 678 nt
Organism: Periophthalmus magnuspinnatus
Lineage: Eukaryota; Metazoa; Chordata; Actinopteri; Gobiiformes; Gobiidae
Exons: 5
Coding region: 120-560 (146 amino acids)
Molecular function (GO): cysteine-type endopeptidase inhibitor activity
Source: RefSeq, a predicted model, not a curated record